Molecule: messenger RNA, 711 nt
Organism: Kwoniella shivajii
Lineage: Eukaryota; Fungi; Basidiomycota; Tremellomycetes; Tremellales; Cryptococcaceae
Exons: 4
Coding region: 1-711 (236 amino acids)
Source: RefSeq, a predicted model, not a curated record
AUGGUAAUCCAUACUGAAGGCAAAUACGUACCCCCAGCCCUUCGAGCUAGACAAAUCAUGGCCCAACUCCAGUCUUCUGGCUCAGAUACCACGGCAAGAUCAAACGAGAAUCAAUUCUCCCAUCAUGAAUUGAACAAGAUCUUCGAAACUACCAAGCUCUCAUCGUUAAACUUCUUUUGCAUCGCUGAGGAUGAUACCAAGAUAUAUUCUACGAAAUCCGCAGAAUAUGAGGAUGAUGAUGAUAAUAUAUUGACUGUUCAUCCAUUGGAAAAUCUGAUCAACUUCAUUAUCGUAUACGACAAAGCUCAUCCAUAUUGGGAAGAAAAGAAAGAAAUGUGGCUUCAUAACAAUUGCGAAAAAUUGAUCGAAGAUUACAAUGAUAUGAAAAAGAACUUUGGUAGACCUAUCCCUGUAUUUGAAGGGCAAGGUAGAAUGGGAAAUUUCAAUUUCACAGGAUGGUGGAACAUGGAUAUCAAGAACAUCAAAGACACGACCAAAGCUUACCCUCGAGCAAUCUCUGAUAAAGGUAGAAAAGAAGCGUUAUCAGCUACAUGGGUCAAGUUGGCUUUCACCCCUGCAACAGGUAGAUUCAAGUCACUUAAGCGAUUCGGGAAAGGUGAAGCUUCAGAAUACGCUUUGGAAUCAAGUGGAUUGGAUGAAGAGUUGGAAACCUUGAGAUCUAUUCGAGAUUUUCAGGAGGAAGAUUACUGA